UAAUCAUGUGACUGACUGCUCUGUCUACCGGAAAGAAACGUCAGUGAUUUUUUUCAGUGCACUACGCAAAUGGCGCAGACUGUUGGUGCUGCCUUAUCUGGGGCUACGGAGAGUUCGUAGGCGGCGUAGGUGAAUCACUGGUAUUUCAUGCAUUGACGUAAAUCUUUUGGUACCGAGCGGAGAGGAGAUGCACACGGCACUCGAGUGAGUGCAUGUUUCAGAAGAGCUGGAAACCGCCCCCCCCACCCCCCUCACACAGUAGCACCAGGACUGGGGGCCAAGCAGGAGGCACAUUAAGGAGACCAGAAGUAAGGGGACAAUGCGAGUCCACAUGCACACCAAGUUCUGUUUCCUGUGUGUGCUCACCUUCCUCUUCCAUCAGUGCAACCACUGCCAUGCACAAGGACACAGCCAUCAGAAUGGUGGGCAUCACCAUGCCGACCGCACCCACGAUCAUAGUGACCUGCAGAUUUCUGAAACUCCGUACGUGAGAGGAGCCACUGUGUCUCCGGAGUCCAAGAGACCCCAGGGGGACUCUCUUGAGGAGGAACAGCGCUUCUACAUCCAGCAACUCUUCAGGCGCUAUGGCAAGAAGGAUCGGCUAGAUUUCCAGGGAUUUCAGAGUCUGCUGUUUAGCUUGGGUCUGGGUGAAGUGAAGUUGGUAGGCUUGGAUCAUGAGGAUUUGGGCCAUGACCACGUAGCCCACCUCGACAUGCUGGAUAUGCAGGAGGGGCUUCACUCACAUUCAUCUAUCACUGAAGGCCAUAGUCAGGGACACGGGCAUGACCAUUCACACCAUAAACCUGGCUUCCAGCAUCCACAGACAGAGCAGGUUCCCACACCAUGCAGUCAGCAGACUCCAGGUGCUGGUGCACCUACAGGGCAUGACCAUGACCAUGACCACGAUCAUGUCCAUAAACAUGAUCAUGAAAUUGGUGGAGAACAUAAUCAUGAUCGCACCAAGGUAGAAAACAGUGAUCACAAACAUUCUGAUGGACAUGGGAAGGACACACAUGAUCAUGACCACGAACAUUAUCAUGAUCACGAAUAUGAGCAUGCACAUGACAAAGAGCACAAACUUGAGCAGGUCCACUUGCGAUCUAACCACAAGGACCUGUCUUCUCAGCCUCACAGUGACCAUGACCACAAUGAUCACAACCAUCAUGGUCAUGAACAAGACCACAGUCAUGUUCAUCAAAUACAGACCAGCACAGACAUUUCUCCCAUCAACCAGGGACAGACCCCCUCUGGCCACUUGGUGCCAUCCACAGUCCCUCAGGAGCUACAUUCUUCUUCUGUCCCCACAGAAAGCCAGCCCAAGAAACCCAGAAAGCCAGCAAGGGUUAGAGGACAGCGAGGGCGAAAUAAAACCCUUUCUCCUGUCACACCUCUCCCUGAUGUCCAUGUCCAUGACCAUGAACACACUCAUGUCCAUGAUCAGAGACACGGUCACAGCCAUUCUCAUAAAGACCAUGACCACACUCAUGACCAUGAUCACAGACACGGUCACAGCCAUUCUCAUAAAGAUAAAAGAGAAGCACCAGGAGGACCGGCCACCCCAGCUUUCCCAGUUCCCUUCCUGUCAGGGCAUCCAGGUGGAUUGUCACAUCAACACGAAGAGUGCUUGAACCUGACUCAGCUUCUCACCUACUAUGGCCUGAGUCCUGAAUCACUCAUCUCCCCCAGUCAGUUCACCUACCUGUGUCCAGCCCUGCUUUACCAGAUAGACAGUCGUGUCUGCAUCCGCCACUACCACCAGAUGGAUGUAGAGCAGGAAGCCUUGGGGCCUGUCAGUUCCGUGUGGGUGUGGCUCUGGGGUUUUGUGUCCAUCACCAUCAUCAGUCUGCUGUCUCUGCUGGGUGUGGUACUCGUGCCCAUCCUCAAACAAUCCUGCUUCAAGUUCCUUCUCACCUUCCUGGUGGCGCUGGCAGUGGGCACGCUCAGUGGCGACGCUCUGCUUCACCUGCUGCCUCAUUCGCAAGGACAGCACGACCACAGUGAGAAUGAGACAAGCCAGGACACUGAUCUGGUAUCAGCCUUUGAUGGAGUGUGGAAGGGGCUAACGGCGCUGGCUGGCAUCUACCUCCUCUUCAUCAUUGAACACUGUAUCGGCAUGUUUAAACACUACAAAGACCAAAGGGGCGUGAAGAAGGGCAGUGAGGAAGGCAAGAUUGGCAGGAAGCUGUCAGAUCACAAGCUGAAUCGGCGCUCAGACGCAGAGUGGCUGCACCUGAAGCCACUCAGUGAAGACCCUGAGAGCACAGCCAUCUCCUGUGAGAACAGUCACAACAACACGCAGCUCACGCAGCUCACAGAGCUCACAGAGCUCACAGAGCUCCAGACACCGGACUCUCCCACCACUAAGACAUCUCUCACACCCACAAACUCCCAGCAGGACCAACAGCCAUCCACCAAGGAGAACGGACGCAAAGCCAAGCAGCAAAGACACAGACACUCCCACGGCCACGGACACUCCCAUGGUGGAAACUGCCACUCAGACCAGGAGAUGAAGGAUGCUGGUAUAGCCAGCAUCGCCUGGAUGGUCAUCAUGGGAGACGGCAUGCAUAACUUUAGUGACGGCCUGGCUAUAGGAGCAGCGUUCAGUGCCAACCUGACAGGAGGCAUCAGCACAUCAGUGGCUGUUUUCUGCCAUGAAUUACCUCAUGAACUUGGUGACUUCGCGGUGCUGCUGAAAGCUGGGAUGACAGUGAAGCAGGCCAUUGUCUACAAUCUGCUAUCCGCCCUCAUGGCCUACGUUGGCAUGCUGAUUGGCACAGCUGUGGGCCAGUACACACACAGUCUCACCAGCUGGAUCUUCGCCAUCACAGCUGGCAUGUUCCUUUAUGUGGCUCUGGUGGAUAUGCUGCCAGAAAUGCUUCAUGGGGACAGCGAGGACCACAAGCGCUGCCAGCUGGGGCACUUUGUCCUGCAGAACCUGGGCAUGCUGACCGGGUUCGGCAUCAUGCUGCUCAUCGCCAUCUAUGAAGACCGCAUUGUUUUCAAUUUUGACUUUUAGUAGAGGAGAGAGGGAUGGGAGAGCUGGAUUAUUUCAGUAUUGUCCUUCUUUGCCUUAAACAUGCUUUGGUUGCAGUGUAUCAGCCCAGUCUUGCAUGUGAUGCGAGUCUUGUUCAUGGCUCCAUUCCAAACAGGCAGCGUUACCUUAUGCAGAGCUCAUGGCUCUGCUGGUGAUGUUGACACUCCACUCCUCUGUCAUCUCUCUUCCAUCAGUUCCAAUCUGUCUGCUCCCUGUGAAGCAAAAAAACAAAAAGAGGCUUAAUGGAAGAAGAGCAAAUCUGAACUGCAACAAGAAAACACCCCCUCUGCUCUGAACACAUCUAAAAAAAGAAUUCUUCUACAGUCUUCCUGCAGAGACCUAUGUGUCAUGGCCCAGCAGCUCCCCACCUAUCCAUCAUCACCUGUUGUUAGCGUGUUGUCGUCGUAGUCCUCCGACGUCCUUGUCGCUUAUCCAGCCUGUGCCGUAUCCCAUCAUCCAUGCCUUGUACAUCUGUGGUCUGUGUUCCAUGCCCCAUCCAUCAUCUACUUUAAAUGUCAUCACGCUGUGUAUCAAACAUCUCGUGUCUGCAUGCCAAGCCCUGGCCACUGGAGCGGCAUCACAGCUGCACUGCACAUUGUCCUUAAAGCGACACAGAGCUCACUGUAGCCAGCGUCAUGGAAUAACAUCUGGAAUAAACCCUUUAGCUCCUGUUUUCAUCUGAAAAAUAUGUGGACAGCCUUUAAGCUGCACUGUCAGUGUUUCUCUGGCUGUACAUGGGAGAUUGUCUAAAUGGCUCAGUAUUUUUUUUUUUAGCUUUUACAGUCUUCUUUUUUUCUUUGUUUAGAAAUUAGAUGUCAAAUGUCUGACCAACGUUUUUUAAGGGUUUGACAAUCUGUAGCUAAAUGAGACACGUGCUUGUUAGGCCUUUGCGUUUUUAAAGGCGUCAGCUGCAUCAAAAUGUGAAAAACUCAUUAAUCUUGUCUUGUUGAAAAAGUGCUGUAACUAACUAAUUAGUUUUGGUUAGGGUGUCUCUUUGAAUUCCUAAAAGGUGAAGCUAAACGUAGCAAAAAGCAGCUCAGCGUAAAAUUUUGUUGAAGAACUUGUGUGAAGGAAUAAAUCAGCUUCCUGACAAUCAGAGCCAGACCGAGCAGGAGACAGUUCUGUUGUAUCACAGUAGAACUAUACUCAGUACUGCAGUAUUCCCUGCACUUGAAACAGGAUUAACGCCUGGCUGUCAAACCAUGGAACAACAGGUUAUUGAUUUUAAUUUUUGCAAACAUUCUUCAUGUAGGUUUUUGGGUGUAUAUAUUAUUGUCUUUGUGGCGACUGCGCUAAAACUGGCCCCAGUGUAACAGUGGCUGGAGCUUGACACUGCCUCCACCCCUACCCCAACAUUCCAUUGGCUGCAGCUCAUGUGACAAAAGCUAGCCAGCCUAGCUUCAACUGCUGGAGCACACAGAUAGUGUGUGCAUGUGUGGCCUCAUUUAUCCUGUCACUGUGUGACAUCCAUGGUCUAUGUCUUAGCUGGCUGUAAAUCAUAUUGAACUCGUGAUAUCGAUCAUGCAUGAAGCAUGAGUGAAGCAGUUCAGACAUUGUGUCGAGUGUGAAAUUAUUGUCAUUCUUUGUACUGCACAGUUAGAAUAUUGACAGUAUUUACUUUUUUAAACUUAAGGUGUGUGGGGAUCGUGAAGUCUUUGGGGUAUAGAGUAACUAGUGUUAGGAGCCGUUAGCUGAAAGCAAAUGAUCUGAAUAUACAAUCAGAAUAGAACUAAUCAUCUGCAUUUCCCAUCUUUUACUAACAUGCUAUUUCAUCCUGUGUUUCUGCUUUACUUUCAUUAUUCUAACAUGACAUAAUGUGAGCUCAUCUUAAAAUGAGCUGGGUGGGGGGGUGGUAAUACUUGUGUAAAUUCAAUUGAAACUGUCCUGUCAAGUGUUUGAGUUAGUGACACUAUGCCCCAAAGUUUCUUCACCAACUGAGAUGAAGGCCUGAUUGUUCUUAUUUUUGCUUUGUUAUAUGUAUGUUUGUUAAUCUGCAUAUACAGUGUCAAAUGUGACAUCUGUGCUGUUUACCUGUCUGUGCAUUCACCCUGUUAUGAAAAUAAGUAAACUCUGAGAACAACCUUGA
Messenger RNA from Monopterus albus (swamp eel), 5120 nucleotides. It is a transcript of the gene slc39a10, whose product is annotated as solute carrier family 39 member 10. Gene Ontology annotation, cellular component: plasma membrane. Lineage: Eukaryota; Metazoa; Chordata; Actinopteri; Synbranchiformes; Synbranchidae. Gene Ontology annotation, molecular function: monoatomic cation:bicarbonate symporter activity; zinc ion transmembrane transporter activity. Bases 320 to 3016 code for a protein of 898 amino acids. The record is from RefSeq and is a predicted model, not a curated record. Gene Ontology annotation, biological process: intracellular monoatomic cation homeostasis; zinc ion import across plasma membrane. The transcript has 11 exons.